AUGACUUCCAAGCGUUCAUUCGUUUCGCGGGAUCGAGUGGAAAAGUCCUUCAAGUCAUUCAGGAGGAUGUAUAAGGGUCAUUCAAAGGUGAAGAAGCAGGGAAAAGAGGGCCCAAAGAGCCAAUCCACAAAAGCUCCUAUAGUUACAUUGAUUGUGGGCAGGGAUCAGCGAUGCUUCGUAGCUCAUGAGGAUGUCCUAUCCCGUUCCCCGUUCUUCCAUUCUGUGCUGAAGGACCAAUUUGUAGGUGAUAAUGUGGACAAGGUUCUAGGCUUGCCCGACGAAGAGCCAGAAAUCCUGUCUUGUGUCCUCGAGUUCCUGUACAAGGGCGACUAUACCCCGCGCCUCGUGCAUGACAAGAGUCACAGCUCAUUCACACUCGAAGGUUACCAGGAUACCUCUAGUAUCAACAGUCGCGAAUCAAGCACAGCGACAAUCUUUCUUUCUGCCAUCAACGGUGUAGUCCUCCGGGACACUGCUGUGUACUGUGCAGCUGAGAAAUACGGCUUGGAGUCACUCAAAGGCCUUGCUCUUCGCAAGCAAGGACUUCAGAAAGGUAUACCUAUCGACGUAAUCCUGCGAUCCGCCCGGUAUGCCUAUGACAACACGCCGGACUGUGAGUCUCGACUGCGCGCUCAUUACUUAGCGAUGAUCAUUCGCGCCCGUCAUAUUUUCAAGAGCAGCGGAACCAUGCAAUUUGACAUGGAAAUGGGCCAUAGAUUCUACUUUGAUUUGUUUGUUGCGAUGUGUAACCACAUGGAUGAUCUGGAGGGACUUGAGUAA
Messenger RNA from Aspergillus fumigatus Af293, 780 nucleotides. NCBI's taxonomy places the organism in Eukaryota, Fungi, Ascomycota, Eurotiomycetes, Eurotiales, Aspergillaceae. The record is from RefSeq and is a predicted model, not a curated record.